Messenger RNA from Podarcis muralis (Common wall lizard), 5127 nucleotides. RefSeq names its product collagen type I alpha 2 chain (gene COL1A2). NCBI's taxonomy places the organism in Eukaryota, Metazoa, Chordata, Lepidosauria, Squamata, Lacertidae. Gene Ontology annotation, molecular function: extracellular matrix structural constituent conferring tensile strength. The record is from RefSeq and is a predicted model, not a curated record. Gene Ontology annotation, biological process: extracellular matrix organization.
GCGCGUUCUACGGCUCGGCCAGCGCGAGGAACCCCCUCGCCGUAUAAAUAGGGCCGUCGAGGGCUUUAUUAUUUUAGCAUCCCGGGCAGCAGGUUUCUGCUAAGUUUGGAGUUACUCGCCACCACGACUGUAUGCCUGCGUCCCUAAAGUUCUAGCUCACCACCGACCCGGGGACUCUGAAACACAAGGAGUCUGCAUGUCUAGACAGUAGACAUGCUCAGCUUUGUGGAUACACGGAUUUUGUUGCUGCUUGCAGUAACUUCAUGCCUAGCAACCAGUCAAUAUGUAAAUGAGGAAACGGAAGGACGGAGGGGGCCCAGAGGAGAAAAAGGGCCACGAGGAGAUAGGGGUCCAGCAGGUCCACCAGGCAGAGAUGGUGAAGAUGGUCCACCAGGGCCCCCAGGCCCCCCUGGUCCUCCUGGUCUUGGCGGAAACUUUGCUGCUCAAUAUGACAUGUCCAAAGCAGCGGAUCCUGGCCCCGGACCCAUGGGUAUAAUGGGACCCAGAGGCCCUCCUGGAGUAACUGGACCCCCUGGCUCUCCAGGCCACGCGGGACAUGCUGGUGAACCCGGUGAACCUGGUCAAACAGGUCCCCAAGGUGCUCGUGGUCCAAUGGGUCCCCCUGGAAAACCUGGUGAAGAUGGUCAUCCUGGAAAACCUGGACGACCUGGUGAGAGGGGUGUUCCUGGACCUCAGGGUACUCGUGGCUUUCCUGGAACUGCUGGUCUGCCUGGUUUCAAAGGAAUGAGGGGACACAACGGUUUGGAUGGUCGGAAAGGAGAACCUGGUGCUCCCGGUAACAAGGGCGAACCUGGUGCCCCUGGUGAAAAUGGUACUCCCGGACAACCUGGUGCUCGUGGUCUCCCUGGUGAAAGGGGAAGAGUCGGCGCUCCUGGCGCAGUUGGGGCUCGUGGCAGUGAUGGAAGCAAUGGUCCCACUGGUCCCGCUGGUCCCAUGGGUGCUGCUGGAGCUCCAGGAUUCUCAGGUGCUCCCGGAGCCAAGGGUGAAGUUGGUUCUGCUGGCAACACGGGUCCCUCUGGUCCUGCUGGCCCUCGUGGUGAGGUUGGACUCCCUGGUGCUUCCGGUCCUGUUGGCCCUCCAGGUAACCCUGGUAACAACGGCAUUAAUGGUGCUAAAGGCGCAGCUGGUCUUCCCGGUCCAGCUGGUGCUCCUGGCCUGCCUGGUCCCCGUGGUAUGAUUGGCGCUGCUGGCUCCGCUGGUGCUGCUGGAGCUAGAGGACUUGUUGGUGAACCCGGCCCCGCUGGAUCCAAGGGAGAGACCGGUAACAAGGGAGAGCCUGGUGCUUCCGGCCCUGCUGGCCCUGCUGGACCAAGUGGUGAAGAAGGCAAGAGGGGUUCCAACGGCGAGCCUGGCUCGACUGGGGCACCUGGAUCUGCAGGUUUAAGAGGUGUUCCUGGAUCUCGUGGUCUCCCUGGAGCUGAUGGCAGAGCUGGUGUGAUGGGAGCUGUUGGUAAUCGUGGUGCUACUGGUGCUGCUGGUGCUAAAGGUCCCAAUGGUGAUUCUGGACGCCCCGGUGAACCUGGUCUCAUGGGUGCAAGAGGUCUCCCUGGUCAAUCUGGAAGCCCAGGCCCUGCUGGCAAAGAAGGUCUUCCUGGUCUGGCUGGUGCUGAUGGUAGACCUGGCCCAACUGGUCCCGCUGGUCCAAGAGGUGAACCUGGCAUCAUUGGAUUCCCAGGACCUAAAGGUCCCAAUGGUGAGCCUGGCAAACCUGGUGACAGAGGCCAUGUUGGUGUUGCUGGCCAACGGGGUGCUCCUGGUCCCGAGGGAAAUAACGGUGCUCAAGGUCCAAUUGGUGUUGUUGGCAACCCUGGUGCUAAAGGUGAAACUGGCCCAGCUGGUGCUCCUGGCUUCCAAGGUCUUCCAGGUCCCUCAGGCCCAGUUGGUGAAGCUGGCAAACCAGGCGAAAGGGGUCUUCAUGGUGAUUUCGGUCCUGCUGGUCCUGCUGGUCCAAGAGGUGAGCGUGGUCUUCCAGGUCAAAGUGGUGCUGUAGGUCCUGUAGGCUCCAUUGGAAGCCGUGGCCCAUCCGGCCCACCAGGAACUGAUGGUAACAAGGGCGAACCUGGUACCGCUGGUACUGCUGGUACCCCAGGCCCAGCUGGUCCCAGUGGAAUGCCUGGCGAGAGAGGUAUUGCUGGCGUCCCAGGAGGCAAAGGCGAAAAGGGUCCAACAGGCUUCAGAGGAGAAGCCGGAACUUCAGGAAGAGAUGGUUCACGGGGUAUUCCUGGUGCAGUUGGUGCUCCUGGCCCUGCUGGAAGUACUGGCGAAAGAGGCGAAGCCGGUUCCGCUGGCCCCGCUGGCCCCGCUGGUCCUCGUGGAAGUUCUGGCGAACGUGGUGAGGUUGGCCCUGCUGGUCCUCCUGGAUUUGCCGGCCCUCCUGGUGCAGCUGGUCAGACCGGUGCUAAAGGUGAAAGAGGCCAGAGAGGACCUAAAGGAGAACAAGGCCCACAAGGUGCUGUCGGGUCUGUUGGCAACUCUGGCCCCUCUGGUCCCGUUGGCCCUGCUGGUCCCACUGGUGGUCGUGGUGAUUCUGGUCCACCUGGUGUCACUGGUUUCCCUGGUGCUGCUGGAAGAUCCGGACCCCCUGGCCCCGCUGGCAUCACUGGUCCCCCUGGCCCUCCUGGCCCAGCUGGCAAAGAAGGUAUCCGAGGCCAACGUGGUGACACUGGUCCAGUUGGCCGUGCUGGUGAACCUGGUAUUGUUGGGCCACCUGGAUUCAGUGGAGAGAAAGGUCCAAGUGGAGAAAGUGGUGCUGCUGGUGCCCCUGGUUCCCCUGGUCCUCAAGGUCUUCUUGGAGCUCCUGGUAUCCUUGGUAUUCCUGGCAGCAGAGGAGAACGUGGUCUCCCAGGCAUUGCUGGAUCACUUGGUGAGCCUGGUCCCCUUGGUAUUGCUGGUCCCCCAGGUGCCCGCGGCCCAUCCGGUCCCGUGGGUUCCCCUGGUGUGAAUGGUGCCCAGGGCGAAGCUGGACGUGAUGGGAAUCCAGGUAACGAUGGUCCUCCAGGCCGUGAUGGUACUCCUGGUUACAAGGGUGAACGUGGCGCUCCUGGCAACCCUGGUCCCUCUGGUGCUCUUGGUGCCCCUGGCCCCCAUGGCUCUGUUGGCCCUGCUGGCAAACCUGGAAAUCGUGGCGAACCUGGUCCUGUUGGAAUUGCUGGUCCUGCUGGUCCUGCUGGUGCAAGAGGUCUUGCUGGCCCAGCAGGUCCACGUGGCGAGAAGGGUGGUCCUGGUGACAAGGGACCCAGAGGCGCUCCUGGCUUCAAGGGACACAAUGGACUCCAGGGUCUGCCCGGCAUUGCUGGUCAUCAUGGAGACCAAGGUUCACCUGGUGCUACUGGACCUGCUGGCCCAAGGGGCCCUUCAGGUCCUUCUGGUCCUCCUGGCAAAGAUGGCCGCAACGGUCUUCCUGGACCUGUUGGACCUGCUGGUGUGCGUGGCUCUCAGGGUAGCCAAGGACCUUCUGGUCCACCAGGCCCACCUGGCCACCCUGGCCCACCUGGUCCCAAUGGCGGUGGAUACGAAAUUGGCUAUGAUGCAGAAUACUACCGGGCAGAUCAGCCAUCUCUUAGACCCAAGGACUAUGAAGUUGAUGCCACCCUGAAAACAUUGAACAACCAAAUCGAGACCCUCCUGACCCCAGAAGGCUCCAGGAAGAACCCAGCCCGCACCUGCCGUGACCUAAGACUCAGCCACCCAGAAUGGACCAGUGGCUUCUACUGGAUCGAUCCUAACCAAGGCUGCACCAUGGAUGCCAUUAGAGUUUAUUGUGACUUCUCCACUGGUGAGACUUGCAUCCAUGCCAAUCCAGAAAGCUUCCCAGCUAAGAACUGGUACACCAGCAAGAACACUGCCGAAAAGAAACACGUUUGGUUUGGAGAAAUGAUGAAUGGUGGUACUCAGUUUGAGUACAACGAGGAAGGUGUAACCACCAAGGACAUGGCCACCCAACUUGCCUUCAUGCGACUACUGGCUAACCAUGCUUCCCAGAACAUCACUUACCACUGCAAGAACAGCAUCGCUUACAUGGAUGCAGAAACAGGCAGCCUGAAGAGCGCUCUGUUAGUGCAGGGAUCCAACGAUGUCGAACUCCGAGCUGAAGGCAACGGCAGGUUCAUGUACAAUGUUCUUGAAGACGGCUGCUCUAGAAAGACGAACAAAUGGGGCUCAACAAUUAUUGAAUACAGAACAAACAAGCCAUCUCGCUUGCCCAUCCUUGACAUUGCACCUUUGGACAUUGGUGGCCCUGAUCAAGAAUUCAGUAUCGACAUUGGCCCAGUCUGUUUCAAAUGAAUGAACUAAAACUAACUUAAAACAAAACCAAAAAAAAAAAGUAUUCUCUCUUUGCCAUUUCUUCUUUUAUACUGAAAGCUGACUCCUUCCAUUUCUUCAGUUCAUCUACUAGCUUAAAAUCUGGGCGAAAGAGGAGAAGGAUUUGUUGGAACGUUGUGCAAUGCAAUUUAAUACAGCCCCAAAAAGGAAUCAGAAGGUGUUUUUUUCCCAAGAUUUUGUCACCUUGUUGUGGAAAAUGUCAGCCUUUGUGUAAAAAAAACAAAACCAAAAAAACAAAAACCAAAUAAAAAAAUCCUGAAAGUCUGCACCACUUGUGGCCUUUGACUAUCUUCCACAGAGGAAGUUUAAAACCACAACUUCCAAAGGUUUGAACUACCUCAUACACUUCCAAGCCAAGUGUGAUCCACAUUCUUAUACAUAUGAUCUGAGGUGCUUUUGGUCCCGUGCGUAAGUGAAAGGUGCUGAUUCAGUCUUAUAGAGUAUAUAACCAAUACUUGAACUUUAAUGGUGCUAGAGUCAUUUGGAUAAGAAAAGAAAAGAAAAAACACACCACUUUUCUGUAUUAAGUUGUAUUGUUUCUUUGGAAUCUGUCUCGGAAUAAAGUCAGACUGUCCCAUCUCACCCCCAGACUAAGCAUGUGGCUCAUUUCUCUCCCACAUCAGGUGUCCGUUCUUUUAAAUCUCAUUUUCAUCCUCUACAAUGGGCAGAAAAGGAAUCAUCAUUUCUCAAAAACAAAUUGUACCUAUUUUGUAUAUGUGAGAUGUUUAAAUAAAUUGUGAAAAAAAUUGAAAUAAAGCAUGUCCACUGUUCCAAAAGAAACCA